Messenger RNA from Penicillium concentricum, 1473 nucleotides. RefSeq lists its product as uncharacterized. Gene Ontology annotation, cellular component: membrane. Gene Ontology annotation, biological process: transmembrane transport. The record is from RefSeq and is a predicted model, not a curated record. Lineage: Eukaryota; Fungi; Ascomycota; Eurotiomycetes; Eurotiales; Aspergillaceae. The transcript is spliced from 4 exons. The coding region runs from base 1 to 1473 and encodes 490 amino acids. Gene Ontology annotation, molecular function: transmembrane transporter activity.
AUGGCACACGAUACCGUUCAAGAUAUUCCCUUGGAGCUCAAGGACUCCCUGAAAAAAGAGGAUGUCGAAGAAGCAAACUAUGCCGUCGCUAGCGAGUUGGAUGUGGUCCUGGAUCCAAAGAAAGAGGCAAAGCUCCUCGCCAAACUGGAUACUGCCUUUGUCCCCAUCAUCAUGUUGACAUAUCUCACUUGUUUCCUGGACAGAUCGAGUAUCGGAAAUGUCAAGGUUGCCAAUAUGCCCGAGGAUAUCAAUGCUUCACCAGACCAAUUUUCGACCGCUGUCUCCAUCUUCUAUGUCACAUAUGUUCUUUUUGAAGCACCAUGGGCGGUCAUGAUGAAGAAGUUGACCCCUCGUAACAUUCUGACGGGACUCUGUAUCGUUUGGUCCCUGACUACCAUCUUCACUGGAUUUAUCGAGUCGGUGGGCUCUCUCUACGCCACUCGUCUUAUCCUGGGUGCUUGCGAAGCUGGCCUGUUCCCUUGUCUCAAUCUCUACCUGACCAUGGUCUACCGUCGAGAGGAGCAAGCGAAGCGUGUUUCCUACUUGAUGAGUUGUGCUGCCAUCUCAGGGGCUGUAGGUGGCCUCUUGGCCUACGGGCUUUUGCAGAUGGACGGAAUUGGCGGCAAAGCAGGAUGGAGAUGGGUCUAUAUCAUUGAAGGCCUGUUCAGCAUCAUCUGUGCCCUUCUCAUCUGGUUUGGUCUCCCAAAUAACCCGGCCGAAGCUUACUUUCUCACCGAAGAGGAGAAAUGGAUGAUGCGGGUACGCAACGAGCAGCGUCGCAAGUAUAUGGGAAGCGAAGAGUUCAGCUGGGAAGAGAUGCGCAUCGCGAUCAGAGAUCCCAAGUUGAUGUUUAGCAGUGUCGUCCAGUUCUGCCAGGAUAUUCUCUUAUAUGGCUUCAGCACUUUCCUGCCCACUAUCUUGGGUGGCAUGGGCUAUGAUUCCCUAAUGAGCAACGUCUUGACUGUCCCAGUCUACGUUUGGGCUGCCUUGAUCUUUAUCGCCAUUGCUUGGUGCUCAGACCGAUACUCCAAAUUUGCUUCGUACAUCUUCGCAGCGAAUCUAUUCGGCGUUGUCGGUUACAUCAUUCUUCUCACAGUAGACAAUACCGCCGUCCAAUACUUUGCUACUUUCCUCAUCGGUAUCACCACCUACACCUCCGUUGGUCUCAACAUCGCCUGGCUGAAUGUGAAUAUCGCCCCACAAUACCGUCGUGCUCUCGCAAUUGGUCUCCAGCAGACAAUCGGCAACUGUGCUGGCAUUGUUGCCGGUCAGGUGUAUCGCACAUCACCUUAUGUGCUGGGUAACUCCUUCUCUCUGGGGUCCCUUGCGGUGGCGCAAGGCACGGUAGUUGCAUAUGGUCUCUACUUGCGGCGGGAGAACAAGGUGAAGGAGCAAAUUAUCAGUGGUGAAAAGGAAGACACUCGACGGGUCCAGACGGGUGAUGGAGAACUGGAGUUCAAAUAUAUCUACUAG